AUGGACAGAGACCAUAACAACGACGACCACCGAAUGAGCUACUCCAUCAACAAGGACGACUUGUUGUUAAUGGUUUUGGCUGUGUUCAUCCCUCCAGCGGCCGUCUGGAAGCGUAAGGGCAUAUUUGACAGGGAUACGUUACUGAACGUACUUCUCUUCCUAUUGUUAUUCUUCCCGGCAAUCAUUCACGCCUGUUACGUCGUGUAUGAAACAAGUAGCGAACGUUCAUACGACCUUUCGCGUAGACAUGCAGCAGCUCCCGCCGUGGAUCGUGACCUGGAAGCUCACCCUGCAGAAGAAUCUCAAGCACAACCUCCAGCUUAUGAUGAAGACGAUGAGGCUGGUGCUGACGUGCCCUUGAUGGACAACAAACAACAGCUUCCAUCGGCCCGUACUUAG
Saccharomyces paradoxus is the source of this 399-nucleotide messenger RNA. RefSeq names its product Sna3p (gene SNA3). Gene Ontology annotation, cellular component: membrane. Bases 1 to 399 code for a protein of 132 amino acids. Lineage: Eukaryota; Fungi; Ascomycota; Saccharomycetes; Saccharomycetales; Saccharomycetaceae. The transcript has a single exon. The record is from RefSeq and is a predicted model, not a curated record.